CACAAACGACAAAUUUCCAAGAAAAAGCGUGCACUGAGCCUACUGCUACUACUACCACUACCCAAUCCAGUAGCUGUACGGCCCUUACCUUUCUCACCAAACCCUUUUUUCUUACCAUGAAUUAAAAAACACAACUUUUUAUUUUUUUAUGUGAAGCCAGUAAGAGAAAACGACUAUAUUAAUCAAGGGAAGGAAGACCCAUAAUUGAACUGAACACACUAAAAAAAAAAAAAAAAAUCAUAGUUGUUUGUUGUUUUUGCUCAUUUACAGUGGGUUUUUGGUGUCUCUGAUUGGCGGGUUUCUCUCUCCUCGGUUUCUCGGUGCUCAAGAGAGAGAGAGAGAGAGGGAAACAUGUUUCCUCGGCUGAUUCAAGUUCAAGCGCACGAAGGAAUGAUGGGUCAGGAGGAUAUUCAAAUCCAAGGGGUUGGACUCGGCGGCCAUGGCCAUGGCCAUGGUCAGAAUCUGAGGGGUGACCCAUGCCUCGUCUUGACCUCCGAUCCCAAGCCCCGCCUCCGCUGGACCGCCGACCUCCACGAGCGAUUCGUCGACGCCGUCACUCAGCUCGGCGGUGCUAGUAAAGCUACGCCAAAGGCCAUCAUGCGGACGAUGAAUGUGAAGGGACUGACUCUUUUCCACUUAAAGAGUCACCUCCAGAAGUACAGACUAGGCAUACAGUCAGGAAAGGAUAUGGGUGAGGCAUCUAAAGAUGCUUCAUUCCUUUUAGAAAGCCCGAGGGCUGGUAAUUCUUCUCCAAAUUUGCCAACUUCUGAUAUGAACGAGGGUUAUGAAGUCAAGGAGGCAUUAAGAGCACAAAUGGAAGUACAGAGUAAAUUACAUUUACAAGUUGAGGCCGAGAAGCACUUGCAGAUUCGCCAGAGUGCCGAGCAAAGAUAUAUGGCCAUGCUUGAGAGAGCUUGUAAGAUGCUUGCAGAUCAAUUUAUCGGGGGUUCUGUUAUUGACACACACAACCAGAAAUAUCAAGGAUCAGGGACCAAAACACCAAUAAGUUCCUACAUCGACCCACUUGGCUUCUACUCGUCACAGUCAGUGGAGGUCGCUGGAGUGCAUGGCCCAGAAGAAGUGCCAAACGGUCUUUAUCCUUUAAGAGCUGACUGCUCCACCGAGAGCUGCCUAACAUCACAUGAGAGUCCUGGUGGAUUGACCCUGGAAGGGUCUCCGGGUGGAGGGAAGAAGAGUGUACUGAGCUUGGAAUCGACCGCAUCCUUGAUUUGGAGCGAAACCAAGGUGAGACCUCAAGAGGUUAAUGUGGCUCAAGUUGAUCGUCAUGGGAUUCCUGGGUAUGGCAUGUAGGUCAAGAUCUUCUCCAAUGCCUCCUCAUCAUCAAAUAAUUUGAGUAAGAUCUUCCUUUUCUCUCCAACCAUUAGAAUGUUCCCAAGUGUAAAAAAUUUAGUUUUCUAUUGCCUACGAGGUUUUGCAAGACCCGGGAAGUCAGGAACAAGUUGUCCCAAAUUGUAAAUUCAAAUUACUAAUGACGUUUAGAAAUUUAAGACGGUUUUGCUGCUAAACUUGAUAAACCCAUAUAUCUCCAAAGUUGUGAGUGAAAUCCCAGUUUGACUUUAACGCAAUUUCCUGAAACCAUG
This is a messenger RNA of Morus notabilis, 1601 nucleotides long. Its product is annotated as protein PHR1-LIKE 2. The record is from RefSeq and is a predicted model, not a curated record. The transcript is spliced from 6 exons. Gene Ontology annotation, molecular function: DNA-binding transcription factor activity; DNA binding. The coding region runs from base 352 to 1311 and encodes 319 amino acids. NCBI's taxonomy places the organism in Eukaryota, Viridiplantae, Streptophyta, Magnoliopsida, Rosales, Moraceae.